Messenger RNA from Arachis ipaensis, 1077 nucleotides. NCBI's taxonomy places the organism in Eukaryota, Viridiplantae, Streptophyta, Magnoliopsida, Fabales, Fabaceae. The record is from RefSeq and is a predicted model, not a curated record.
AUGUUAAAUAAAUUUUGCUUCGAAGCGCUCGACAAGUACCUUAAGGAUGUUCUUCGUUUUGAUCGUGGAUAUAAUCCCGAUGCUCCAUUUGGUGGGAAAAUUGUUGUUCUGGGAGGUGAUUUCCGUCAGAUAUUUCCUGUGAUUCCUCGUAGUUCCCGGGAAGAGAUCGUUCAUUCGUGUAUUAAUGCUUCGAACCUGUGGCAAUCUUGCCAAGUGUUGCAGUUAACUGAAAACAUGAGGCUGUGCUGUGGUUCACGAGAUAUCCACGGUGUACAAUUAGAGGAAUUUGCUACAUGGCUGCUUCAAAUUGGUGACAGGUUAAUCGGAGACAGCACCGAUGGCGAAUCAGUAAUUAGAAUACCCGACAACUUGCUGGUGAAUAUUGAGUAUCCAUGUCUGCAUGAUUUGGUGUUGUUUGUUUAUUCUGACAUUUUACUCCAUUCUUCUAGCGUGGAUUAUUUUAAGGGUAGGAGUAUAUUAGCACCAACACUUGAUGUUGUAACUGAAGUAAACAAUCACGUGAUGUCUUUGAUCCCUGGCAACGAGAGGGUUUACUUGAGCUCUGAUACACUGAUUAAUGAAGAUGGUCACCUGGAAUCUGAAUUAUACACAAUGAGCACCGAGUCAUUGAAUGCGCUGAAUUGUUCAGGAAUUCCCCAACACCGGUUAGUUCUUAAAAUCGGUGUUCCUGUGAUGCUUCUUCGCAAUAUUGACCAAUCCAAUGGACUCGCGAAUGCAGGUUGUAAUACUGGUGAGAUUGUCUUUAUUCCCAGGAUGAACAUGUCACCUAAUAAUGAUACAUUACCGAUCAGGUUUACUCGACGCCAGUUUCCGGUUGCGCUUUGCUUUGCGAUGACCAUAAACAAGUCCCAAGGUCAAACGCUGUCAACCGUUGGCGUGUAUCUUCCGAGGCCUGUUUUUACUCAUGGUCAGCUUUAUGUUGCGCUCUCUCGGGUCAGCAUUCAUUCUGGACUGAAGAUAUUAUCUGUUGGUUCUAAUGGCAAAGUUUCAGAUCAUACUAUUAAUGUUGUCUAUAGAAAAGUUUUUACUGGCUUGCUACGUAACAUUCUGCCUUGA